Molecule: messenger RNA, 1269 nt
Organism: Aureobasidium musti
Lineage: Eukaryota; Fungi; Ascomycota; Dothideomycetes; Dothideales; Saccotheciaceae
Source: the annotation of a GenBank genome assembly
AUUAUGCAUAGUCUCUUGAUAUGUAUUCUUUUCACAGCCGCCAUCAGUGCGGUGACGGUGGUCCCGUCUACUGACCGCGAAACGCAUGUUCGCCUUCAGACUUUGGAAGCCAAGCAGAUCACAGACCUUGCCGAGGCNCAACUAAUAUGGAUUGGAUCCACCAUGUUUCCUGGACGGGAUGCCUACGACUUCAGGACUGUGGAGUAUCGAGACGAGAUCAUGCUUUCCUUCAUCAUCUCAACGAAUGAAUUCUAUCCGGAGCAUCCGGAAGGAAUGGCCGUCCUAAUCAACAGUCAAUAUGAGCUUGUCAACAUGACUUUGCCAUUGUUCAACACACCGGAGUUCAAUAUCCAUGAGUACAAAAUCAUUGAUAAUGGUUCAUCUGUUCUGACCCUCUACACCAAACCAACACUGAUCAACGAGACAUGGAUCAUGGAUGAUGGAAUUGCCGAGAUAGAUCUGAGUACUGGUGCCACUCUCUUUCAUUGGAGCUCGCUGGAACAUGUUCCCCUGAAUGCAUCGAACUUCCAUCUGCCAAAGCCGGAAACUACAACAGAGAAACGAGGUUGGGACUGGUUCGGGAGAAGCCCUGAUAUCGACCACUCGAGCGGGUUCAACUUUUCGUGGCAACACGAUGCCAGAUUUAGACACGAGGACCAGGCAACAACCAUCAUCUCGUUCUUUGACAAUGCUGGAGUUGGCAUCAACGAGGAAAGCAAGACAACAGGAAACUGGAGUCGCGCAGUCGUUGUCGAACUCGAUACUUCAGUCAAACCAAUGACUACUCGUGUGCUUCACAGCUACGACAGACCAGACCAUGAAAUUUCAAUUGCCCGAGGAAACAUGCAGACACUUCCAAACGACAAUGUGUUCAUCGGAUGGGCUAGCCGUGGUCUUAUUAGUGAGCUCACACAAAAUGGCUCUCCAGUCAUGCAAGCUGAAUUCCAGGACGGCAAAAUGAGCACCUACCGCUCAUACAAGUUCAACUUUACUGGACGACCACACUUGCCUCCUGUGACAAAGUCCAUCGUAUCAGGCUCCUCACCCAAGUCUGCAAACACUUUCCACUAUUUUAGCUGGAAUGGAGCUACAGAUGUCUACUCUUGGAAUCUCUACGGAGCUUCAUCAAACUCUUCUAGUAGCUUUUCGCUGCUCGCGAAUGUGGAAAAGACAGAUUUUGAGACAAUGUACAUGACAAAAGGAUAUACUGCAUUCGUAAAUCCCUUGGAGCUGGAUGGGAACNUUUUGCACGGCGAAUGGUGUCUGUGA